GCGGUAUCUCACAGCAUGUGCAUCCUCGCCAGCGCGUCGCUGCUCGUCUCGGGCGUCGUGCUCGUCGUCUACGGCGCCAUCUACGCCUCGUACCACGCGCAGCGCAUCGAGAACGUCGAGGGCUUGCGCUUCGUGCCCAACGCCGCCGCCAACCCGUCCGGGUACGCAGCCUUCCUCGCCUCGCCGACGCUGGGCGUCCAAGGCCUCGAGCCGCAGACGCGCAGCUACUAUGUCUUCAACAUCACCAAUAUCGACGCCGUCGUCGCCGGAACCGCGGUGCCACACGUGCAGCAAGUUGGUCCAUACGUCUACGCGCUGACGUCUACCAAGAACAACGUGCGCUUCAACGGUUCGACCGUCAUGUACAGCGUCGGGUCGAACUUUGCCGAGCUCCCCACGCGCUCGAACGGCUCGUCCAGCGACGUCGUCUACACGGUCAACACAUCGUAUGCGCGGACGCUCGCCAAGCUGGGGAACGCAGGCUUCUCCGAGCGUCUUCUUGUCGCAGCCCAUGCGCAGACGCAGCUGUCAGCGUACGCCGCCUACCUGGAGGGCCCGAUGCUCGCCUUCACCAAGCAGCGCCUCGCGUUGCCGUACCUUGCGACCAUGGCAGUAACCACUCGCACAAACGCGCUGCCGGCGGCGCUAUCGAAAUUCCAGGCCCAAGUGGCAUCGCAGACACUGCCGCAGAAUCUGUUGCGACUAAUUGCAACGACACGGCAGGCGUACAUUCCAACGCUACUUCGCCCGAUGUACGAAGCCUUCCUCGUCAACUAUGUGCCAAUGACGCUGUCGAGUCACCUCGCAGCGCUUCAGGUACAGUCGGUGCCGCGCGUUCUCUCCAACGUCCAGGCGCGCCUCGCUGUCGAGGCGGUGCCUACGAUGCUCACCCAGCGUCAAGCGCAGCUGCGGUCGACCGCCGUGCCCGUCGUGCUCUCGCGAAUGCUCUCGCGCCUGCCGACGUACAUUUCAUUCCCGUACUUUGCCCGGGACAUGAUGGAAGAAGCGUGCUUGGAAGCGGUACCGUCGAUGCUGAGCACCAUCAAGGCCGGCGUCGUGCAAGCGUACGUCGACCAAGGCGCGUCAGCCGCCACCGCGCAGCAAAAUACAGUGCUGCAGUGGCUCUCGGCGGCCGGCCCGUGGACGAACCUUGACGCAAUGGUCGGCGGGAACCCGACAGGGCAGCCGCGCUACGGCUUUGAGCUUCGAUCGACGGCCGAUCCGUCACUCGCAUCCUUGGCGCUGAGCACCGACGUCGGCAACUUGCUCUUGGCCGCGACGACCAACCUCGACUUUUCGCUACUAGACUAUACCCCCACGGAUACCAACCAUGGGUUUGGGCUCUGGAAACAGGUGGUCGCGAUGAAUGAAGCGGCGAUCACCGCGCUCAUCGCUGGCGUCAACAACGAGAUCGCGCUACCGGCCAACUACCUCACGCGCGCCCAGGUCCUUGGCGUCCGUGGCUACAUUCUGUCGUGGAGCAAAGGCGCGAUGCUGCACCGCGACCGUCAACGGUACUGGGCGACAGCGUACGCGCAGCGCACGGCAGGCAGCGCCAACGAGCCAAGCGUCGAUAUCGACUGGGUGACGUCCGGUGUUCAAACUGGAUUUCCGCUGCCAUCGACCAACCUCGGUCUCUCGGACGCGCAGUGUGCGAGGCUGUGGGACACCACGGUGUCGCCCUCGUUCUUGACGCCGACGGGAUAUGUCACGUGGACCGCUGCGGGCGCGUCCGACAGCGCCGCCGUGAGCGCGCUGCAGUCCACGUUUGGCCUCUCGACGUCGCAGCUCACCGGCGUGCUCGCGUGGAUCCAAGCGCUCACGUCCAGCGCCAGUGUGAAGACGAAUGCGAUUCGCCACUGGGGCCUCGGCGGCACGUGUCCGUCGCCGUUCAACAACGUGUCGAGCUGCGCAACGUACCAGCUUGAGCCACAUCUAGGGACCUCAGUAUCUGGUUGGGAGCUUCCCAACGCGGCGAAUCUGGUGUUUUCAGAAGCCCUUGUCGCGUACCUCUGGGAUGCGACGCAGACAUUCUCGUUCCUUCACCUUGCGUCGGGCUACACGAGCUGGGUCAACGUCCUUCUCUUGCCAAACGGUCUGAGUAGCCUCACAACAUCGCUCGCAGCUCUCAACCUCGGCGCUGUCUCGGAGGACCACGUGCGACUGGUGGCAACGUGGCUCCAGAACUGGUCGCGCCAUCCGCUGCUCUUGCAGGCCAUGGACCAGACGUGGCGCGACCCGACGACGUUCCCGUUCCUGCCGGCGACGACGCUUGCGUCGCUGACGACGUACCUCAUCAACCGCCCGACGCUGUCGGCCGCCGCUGCCGCGUACUUGAACAGCCCGAGUAGCACCUACGCCGCGCUCAAUACUGCAGGGUACGCAGUGUGGAUGAGCUCGCCGUCGAGUGCACAAGUCAGCUCGAUGCUCGCGGCCAUCAACGCCCAGCUGCCGACGUUCUGCACGCAACUGCUCGGCGGCGCCAACUCGGCGCUGUUCGCCACGCCGCUCGCGGGGUCGUGUGGUGUGCUGACCGCCGCCGACAUGACCGCGCUCCAGACCUAUGUCCAGAACCAGAAAACCGACGCGUACAUGCUGCAGGCGCUGCGCGAGCAAUGGCGCUGCGGUCUCAGGAAUUGGAAUCUCGAGCCGUACCGGGCAGGGCUCCAAGUCGGGUGGGAGCUCUGUCGCAACAGCUCGUGCAACCUAUCGCUGGUCAACGGCACGAGCUGCGUCGUGCCCUCCGCCGCCAUGAACUUGUGGGACACCGCGAAUGCCCUCUCGUUCCUUAAACCCAGCGUGUACCAGACUACGUGGCUGGCUGCUCAGUCGGCAGACGCAGCAACCUCAGCACCGGCAAAGGCAGCGAUCGCGGCGGGGCUCGGGCAGGCGUCGUGGCUGCCGUGGAUGGAUGUCAUCUCGCAGUGGCUGGUGUCGUGGGCGACGCUCGACUACACCAUUCGGGACGUUCUCGGUCUCUGGUUGAAGGCAGCGUGCACGAUUCCGACCGUGGUCUCGCAGACGCCGGUGACGACGACGGCGUCGACGGCGUCGUGCGUGCCGUCCACAACGACCACGUCCGAUGCGGUGCAGUACACCAACUUGGUCGUCGGUGGACGGCCCACGACCUAUUUCGCCUCCAACUUUGCCGAGACGAGCUACACCGAUACGCCCAACAUCGCGGUCUCGACAGUAACGACGGUCGUCACGUGCACGCCGACGACGACGACGACAACGACGACGACGACUGUGACGAAUGGACCGCUGUGCCUCAUGUCGGACGUCACGCCCGGCCUCCCCUUGCUUCAGACUGGCUUUGAGCUCGGCGCCGUCACGUCGACGCUUUCAAUGAAUUUGGUGCAACUCUUCCUCUGGAACCCGGCAACGCCCGUGAGCUUUCUCAAUAUGACGGCGCUCAACACGCUCUGGGUGCCGGCGGCCACCGAUGCGACCAAGGUGGCCGCGCUCGUCGCGCUCCUUCCCGGCGCGUCACUGGCCGACGUCACCACCGUUGUUCAAUGGCUGCGCGCGUGGCGCACCAACCAGCUCAUGUCGCUCUUUGCCCAGACGCAGUGGAUCAACCCGUCGACGUCCGUGCCGCCCUUCAACCUCGAUCCGAGCGGCGCGAGUACGCAAACCGGUUUCGAGCUGCGGUUCACAUCGACCGAUGCGAGCACGUACCCGUCACUGGUGCAGGCGCAGUACCUCUGGUCCCCCUCCAGCGCCUACUCGUUCUUGGACACCGCGACGGGGUUCCCGACGUGGGUCCAGGCGUAUGCCGGGUCGCUUCCGGCGUCCGAAGCGUUUGUCGAUCUGCUCGCCCGGUCACCAACGACGACGACCACGACGCAGACGGCAAGUGUGUCGGCGGUAGCGACACUGCAGAGCGCCACUGGACUCUCGACAGCACAGAUACAAACCGUCUCCAAAUGGCUCGUUCAGUGGGCUGACCACCCGUUUCUCUGGAGUGUCCUUCUGUCCCAGUGGAUCUCCAAGACAACCGUGUUUGCAUCGACGCCAUCGACGCUCAACCUUGCGGCGCUGGAUGCUUCAGGCGCGAUGACGUCCCUGACUGGGUUUGAGCUCACGGUGUCGACACGUGUCACGCCGGCGCAAGCGCGGCAGCUCUGGAAUGUCGCCAACGCAGCGUCGUUUCUCAACCCCAAUCUGCUCAUUCUGUGGUGUUUUUGCCACCCGCAGAUCACGGCCGCGUGUCCACACCUCUCGGACGCCACGGGGCAGCUCCCCGCAGCGGCGAAUGCGUCGGCGGCGUCAGCACUCACUCGAUACGCGGGUCUGGCGCCGGGGUUUCAAAUGACGAGUGCUCCGACAGCUACGCUUGCCCAGUCGUUUGUGUCGCUAGCGACAGGGCUGGCCCCCGCUGACGUCACGGCCGUCGCACGCUGGCUGUUCGAAGCCCCCCAAGCGUCGUUCUAUCAGUUCUUACUCCAGUCGCAGUGGGCGACAGCGGGGCUGCCACUCUAUCCAAAGAAUGCAGGGUUCGAGCUCGCGUACAUCUUCGACCUCACGGCCACGACACCCCGCAACGCCACGGCGGCGCUUCUCGUGCCCAACACCCCAACGCCAUGCGCCCCCAUUGGCGCGGUCCUCGCCGCGCAGCUGUGGCAACCGACGUCGACCACGUCGUUUCUUCACAGUGUCGGCCUGUCUGCGUGGCUGGGCGGCACCAUCGUCGUGCCCGGUCUCGCUGCGUGUCAAAAGACUCAGGUGUCCAACUGGCUGCUGUCGUGGCAACGCCACCCGUUCCUGCGGCAGUUUGUCGAGUACUCGUGGUAUACCACGCCCCUGCCCUGUACCCAGUCGCUUUUUGGCUGCAACCGCGGGUUUGAACUGGCGCUGCCGACCAGUAUCCCGUCUCCGACGACUCUCCCAACGCUUGGCGCGAUCGCAGCCAUCGUCUGGGACGCCCAGUCGCCGCUUUCGUUCUUGCAUCCGACUGGCGGUCUUGUCUGGAAGACGCUCCUCCUCGGUGCUUGCGGGUCGUCGUUUGCCAACGGCACGUGUGCGCCCGCGACGGGGGCGCCAGCGUCGGCGAGCUCGUACCUCGUGGGCCAGCUUGCGUCGGCGCUUGGCGUGUCUGCGCUCGUCAGUGACGUUCGUACCUGCGUCUACCUCAUUGGCCAAGUAUGGCUACUUCAGCUGCUCGACAAUCCCGGGUUUGUGAGCUACGUCUUGGCGGCGACGGGCGGUGCACCGACGCUGCUAGCGCUGCCCAUGCAGCAGUUUGUCAACGCUUCCGUGCUGUCGAUCAACGCGAGUAUGACCGACGUGGGCAUCUUCAGCCAGUUUGAUUCCUCGAUAUCCCUGCAGUGGAACGCGACGAGCCAGGAGCUCGUCAACGUGACACAGCCGCCGCUGGUCGGCAUUCCCGAGCUCAGCGUCUACUGCGCCCGCGCACCAAGCGGCUUUGGCGUCACACCCAACUGCGCACUGAGUCGUAGCUACACACUCGACUACGCGACGGCCAGAGGGCUCAUGCUCGCGUUCAACGACAUGACCGUCGCCAACCUCAACGGACUCGCCGUCGCACGCGGCGUCGUCGUCCUCGACACGUUCUUAGCGCAGCCGUUUCUGUCACCGGACGCGUGCGCGGCCGCGGUAUCUCGCAUGACGUCCCUCUUCCCGGCGCUUGUUGCGUCCACAGCUCGAUGUAGUAGCGUCGGUCCGAGCUACCUCUUGAUCCUGCCCGGCGUUGCGCCAUUCGAGCUCACGGCGUUGGCGCCGAUCCUAGAUGUGCAAGCGUACCUCAAGUACACGGCCAGUGUCUUUGGCUACGCGUCGAGUGGCGGGCUCUUUGUCCAGACGUCGGUGCAGACGCUGCUGUGGCAGAACACGGCCGCCCGACGCCUCCGCCCGACGGCGACGACCACCCUAUCCAACCUCGAUUUCGGCGCCGGCGAUGUGCUAUCGACGGCCGUGACGGCCAACGUCUCGGUCGCCCCGGCGAGUCAGGCGGUGCAGACGUACACGUUCAACACGGACUCGCGCGUCGGGUUCUACGGCUGUCUCCUCGCUACCAACGGCGAGCCUGACGCCAACAACUGCACAACGUCCGACGGUUCGGUGUUUGCGACGGGUGCGACACCGGCGACGCUGGCGCUUCGCUGGCAGUCGCAGUCGCGCGACGUAAACUAUAGGUACGCUGCCGAGAUGCCGUGGAUCGGCGUGCCCACGCGCCGGUACGUGGAGGCGGUCCCCGACCUCACCAACGUCUCGCACCUCUACGACGACCUCCCGGUGCUGAGCUCGUCGCCCCACCUCUAUAACGUCACAUCGACGCUUCCCUUUGCGACGGGACUGGCGCCGAAUGCCAAGAGUCACACGAUGCUACUGGACAUCGAGCCUGUCUCGGGCACGGCGCUGCACCGACGCGAUGCGUGGAUGCUCAGCGUAGCGACAGGCCCCACGUGGCUGUGGCACCAACGCGUGCAGGUAGCGUACGUGCCGUUGACGUGGGUCCUUCAAGAGCAAGCGAUUCCAGCGGCGUCUGCGAGCCUGUACCGGGAUCUCACGGCGCCGGGCCCCAUGGCACCGGAGAAGGUGGCCAUCUGGGAACUCGUACUCGGGUUGGCGUUCGUCGGGCUUGGGAUCUACGCGCUACGGCUCCUCUCGCGCGCACGCUUCAAGGACACGCUUUUGAUCAAGCCCGUGGCCGAGAUGCCGCCGAUCAAGGACGCCGACGUGCACGCGACCGACGACGCGCUGCCCGACAAGACCAAAGCCAUCUAGAUCUCUUGAUGCUCCACUGCACAAAACCAACUAUCAACUUGAUACACAAGAUACCAACACGAAUACAUCUUGUUUUUUCAUUAGAGCA
Molecule: messenger RNA, 6838 nt
Organism: Saprolegnia diclina VS20
Lineage: Eukaryota; Oomycota; Saprolegniomycetes; Saprolegniales; Saprolegniaceae
Exons: 15
Coding region: 16-6750 (2244 amino acids)
Cellular component (GO): cytoplasm; membrane
Molecular function (GO): scavenger receptor activity
Source: RefSeq, a predicted model, not a curated record